GGAUUGUAAUGCCAGAAAACCAUUGUGCGCACUGAUUGGCUGACGCGCUGCAGUCGUCUGUGAGCGAGGAGGCUAUAAAGUUUCUGAGAAGAGCACACAUUUGCGUUCAUUUGGUGUUUGUGUAUUGAUAUUGCGUUUGAGGGGACAGUUGCAGUACUGGAAGUUGGCGGUGUUAAUUUGAAAGGGAAAGCCUAUUCGUCAAAUUAUUUAUUUUUUUUAUAUUUAAAAAAGCACUUUAACGUAACUAACUUGCACGAAGAUCUAAAACAAUGGUUGCCACGAGCACAAUGAAGAGCAAAAAUUCAGAAUGCGUUUCAGAGCUAAUAGACCGGAGACUUGACCACGCACAAAUAGAUGAAGAACUGGACUACUGGUAUCAUGGCCUGAUUGAGCCCAAUCUGAAUGGAGAGGUGUUUGAGGAAAGAACCUGUCAGAAUUUGGCCAAAAUGUUUGAGAACUGCCUGUCCCGAGCCAAGAAGACCAAACUGCACUGUUCUGAGGUUCUGGUCCCCGAGAAGCUCACCAGCAGGAUAGCUCGUGACGUCCUGAGGCUCUCUUCUGGUGAGCCCUGUGGCCUACGUGGCUGCAUCCUGUUUAUCAACCUGGAGGUCGAAAACGUCUGCAAAAAACUGGACCGGAUAAUUUACGACUCCAGUGUGGUGCCCACAUUUGAGCUGACCCUGGUGUUCAAACAGGACAGCAGUGCCUGGCCCAGCCUAAGAGACUUCUUCCUCAUCGGCGCUUGUUUCAGUCCCGGGUUCCGGCAUGCUCUGAAGCUCAGCCCCGGGUUUAGACUGGUUAAAAAGAAACUGUAUUCCCCGUCAGCUGGUACCGUUGUAGAGGAGUACUGAAACUUCACGCACUUCUGUUUUGGCAAAACCUGAAUGUAAAACCACGUGUUUGAGACGGGUGGUCUUUAAACCUGUUUUGUGUUGCAUAUUUUGAGGGGUGGGUGGGGGGCAUUGCAAAGAUGUAGUCACUUUAAAAAGGUGGGCCUUCCAAUGGACUUCACCUUUUCAGGUGUGUGUUUUUUUUUUCUUUAAGUACGGCAGCUUUAUCAUUUGUCUCCACUACAAAUGUACAUGGCUGGUAUAACAAGUGAUCAAAAUGUGUCAUGUUCUAGCGAAGACAUUUUGUGUUGUCCUUAUUUCAUUUUAAGCACACUGCAACCAAUCCUUCACAGUGGGUCUACUCGAAUGACUACUGUCUUCACCCUAUGACUUUGGAUUUUAGGUGGCUAACUGUGUAUUCAAAUAGAAGCAGACCAUUUUUUUUUAUGAGAAAUUUGUAAUGACUGUUCCAUCUAACAUUUAGAUGCAAUAAUUGGUAAUGUGGUAAGUGACAAGUGCUUAAUUUAAUGUAGGAUCCAGUUCUUUGUGUUUAAAUAAGAGUCGCUCACUCUGAUUUAACCUUGACUAAUUGCCCUUGGCUGCUUACAGUGUUUUAACAGUAAUGCUUUGCAACAGUGAUGGUAAAGGUGUGUGGGUUUCUUUUCUUUCUUUUUCAUUCACCCCGCCCCUCAAGCCAUGUUGCUAGCGACGCUCCUAAUUUAGUGUUUUUACUAUUGGACAAGAUAGCUUGCACAGUAGUCAAAUGGACUUGCAGAACACAUUUUAAAUAAUAAUUUUAAACUGGUAGCACAUGGGUCUCUAAAACAAAUUCUUGUCACCAGCCACUUAACCCUCCUGAUGCUUGAGGUUGUAGAUCUGUUUUUGUUAUUUUGUUUUUUCCCCCCCAUUUCUAAAACAUGGUGCCUUUUUUAGACUAAAGUUCAGUACAGAUUAGAUUAAUUUAGGGAUAUGAGGGUUUUUUUUUUUCAUUUUACUAUUUGCACUUGUGUAUUUGUGGUGUGUGUGUUUUUUUUUUGUUUUUUUUGCAUUGGCGAUCAUUGCACAAUUGGAGAACAUUGUUCAUUAUGGUUUGUUGUCAUUGUAGUGCUCAAUAGACUUUAGACUUUUGUACACUUUCCAUUUUUACAAAUGUCAAGAUGCCUUUCUAAGGCGUUUACUGCUGCAGUGCUGUUACUCGGCAGCUGGAGCCUUCUGUGCUUAAAUUCCUGUUAAAGGAAGACAAUAUUUUGUCUUUUUGACAAUAAAAAAUAUUUUUAAA
This is a messenger RNA of Acipenser ruthenus (sterlet), 2109 nucleotides long. RefSeq names its product DNA damage-inducible transcript 4-like protein. Gene Ontology annotation, cellular component: cytoplasm. Lineage: Eukaryota; Metazoa; Chordata; Actinopteri; Acipenseriformes; Acipenseridae. Bases 270 to 851 code for a protein of 193 amino acids. Gene Ontology annotation, biological process: negative regulation of signal transduction. The transcript has 3 exons. The record is from RefSeq and is a predicted model, not a curated record.